AAUCAAUGUCAUCGUAAACGUUAUCUAACUACCUAUGAAAAUGAAGUUGUUGAGUGUAGCCAACGCACGUUCAUGUUUACGUAUAGGUAAAUGUACCAGACUGCCAAAGGGCUAUUAUGUACCAGCAGCAUCUUAUGCAGGAGGUAGAACAUUUGGAGAUGUCAUGGAAGAUGUUUCGAAAAUUCGAAACAUUGGAAUCUCCGCUCACAUUGAUUCAGGAAAAACGACACUGACAGAGCGACUCCUCUUCUAUACAGGAAAACUGGCAGAAAUGCAUGAGGUAAAAGGCAAAGAUGCUGUUGGAGCUAAGAUGGAUUUCAUGGAACUGGAACGACAACGUGGUAUCACUAUACAGUCUGCAGCUACAUAUGUGCUUUGGCAGGGCCAUAACAUCAACAUCAUUGACACACCAGGCCAUAUAGACUUUACUGUUGAAGUAGAAAGAGCACUGCGAGUCCUUGAUGGUGCUGUUCUUGUCUUGUGUGGGGUUGGAGGUGUCCAGUCCCAGACGCUCACAGUAAACAGACAGAUGAAACGAUAUAAUAUUCCUUGUCUGGCCUUUGUCAACAAGCUGGACAGGGGUGGAGCCAACCCUUACAGAGUGUUGAAUCAACUCAGAUCAAAACUGAAGCACAAUGCUGCUCUAUUGCAUCUGCCAGUAGGAUUAGAGAAGGAACAUGAGGGAAUUAUCGAUGUGAUUGAGAGAAAAGCUGUCUUUUUUGAUGGGCCAAUGGGUCUCAAUGUUGUUGAAGAAGAAAUUCCACCGGACAUGAGAGCACAGACUGAAGAUACUAGACAAGAGCUGAUUGAAAGGGUGGCAGAUGCUGAUGAGAGUUUAGCAGACUUAUUCCUGGAAGAGAAAACACCAACAGAAAAAGAAAUUCAUGAUGCCAUUAGAAGAACAUGUUUGAAACGUACUUUUACCCCAGUCAUGCUGGGAUCUGCCCUCAAGAACAAAGGUGUGCAGCCACUGUUAGAUGCUGUGGUGCGGUAUCUUCCCAACCCCACAGAAGUAGAAAACUUUUGUAUUGACAACAGUGUUGAGGGGAAGGAAGAAAAAGUUGUGAUGAAUCCAGCGAGGACAAGUGACAAUCCAUUCAUUGGUCUUGCUUUUAAGUUGGAAGCUGGGAGAUUUGGCCAGUUGACCUACAUGAGGUGUUACCAAGGUGCCCUGAACAGAGGAGAUACCAUCUUCAACACAAGGACAGGCAAGAAGGUUCGGGUACCCCGUCUUGGGCGUAUGAAUGCUGAUGAAUUGGAGGAUCUAAGUAUGACAUAUGCAGGCGAUAUCUCGGCUUUAUUUGGGAUAGACUGUGCCAGUGGAGAUACUUUCGUCACCAAGGGCAAUACCCAUUUGUCAAUGGAAAGUAUGCAUGUGCCAGAACCUGUUAUAUCCAUGUCUAUUAAGCCAGUUGACAAAAAGUCAAAUGAGAAUUUCUCAAAAGGUAUAAGUCGAUUCACAAAGGAAGACCCAACCUUCCGUGUUUAUUGGGAUGAGGAGAAUAAGGAAACUAUUGCAUCAGGAAUGGGCGAGUUACAUUUAGACAUAUAUGCUCAGAGAUUAGAACGGGAAUUUAAUGCCAAGUGCAUCCUGGGAAAACCAAGGGUCGCAUUUAUAGAAACACUAACCAAUAAAGUGGAAUUUGAACAUUUGCACAAGAAACAGACUGGAGGACGAGGAGAAUAUGCUAAGGUCAUAGGAUCUGUAGAGCCUCUUCCACCUCAAGAAAACACCAAGAUUAUAUUUCAGGAUGAAACUAUGGGAACAGCUAUACCAAAAAAUUACAUAGCGGCUAUUGAAAAGGGAUUCAGAGAGGCUUGUUUGAAGGGGGAAUUGAGUGGUUUCAAAGCAUCAGGAGUUAUGAUCCGAUUAACAGAUGGUAUGGCCCACCAGGUUGAUUCUAGUGACUGGGCUUUCCAACAGGCAGGAGAAGCAGCCAUGAGGAAAGUGAUGGAAGACGGUCUGUGGCAAAUGUUAGAGCCGGUAAUGGAUGUAGAGGUGAACUUUCCUGCUGAGUUUCAAGGGGAAGUUCUUGCCAGUCUCAAUAAACGGGACUCCAUCAUGAUGGGACAAGAUGCUAACGAUGAAUUUGUAUCACUUUUUGCACAGACACCUUUAAACCAAAUGUUUGGCUACAUGACUGAGCUUCGAGCUAAGACCCAGGGAAGAGGAGAAUUUACUAUGGAGUACAGUCGAUACUGCCCAAUGAAGCCGGAGAUAGAAGAACAGCUGAUAGAGGCUCACAGACGGGAACAGGAGCAACAGAACAAAAAUCUCAAACGCAAGAAAAACUGAUGUUGGUCAAACAUAGAGUUAUGUCCCUUACAAACCAUUAAUUUAUUCAAAUAUCUGUGAAUGCUUGUAGUGUCUUCAGACUAUUUACCAGAUAACAAGGAAAUCUAUUGGUAAUAAAUCAGAAGUUUAUAAGGAUCAGAAAGGAAUGCCAUAUCGCCGGUUAUUUUUGCCGGAUACUUUUUUUUGCUAUUUUGCUAUUUUGAAGUAUGUUAUAAAUGACCACGAAAAUUUCAUCCAUGAAAUAAUGAUGUAUAAGAUGUCCUUUUACAUCCAGACAGCGAAAUUUUAAUUUGUUUAAACAUAAUUGAAUCAUUUUAGAACAAAAUUGUGAAAAUUAAGAAUUUUGACACAUGAAACUCACCCGCUAUCCAGUACUGUGACAAAAGGAAAAUAGAAUUAAAAUGGCUGCCAUGAAAUUGAUUCAAAUUUGAAUGAAUUAUCAGUUUUCCUUAUCCUGUGAGACAUGGAUAUAUUACGGGUAUAUGUCCACAUUCUGUUGUAAAGAAGUAUGUGUAGGUUACAUAUUAUAUGUAGUUGCGAAGAUUGGUUAAAUCUUAAUUAUUAAAUAUACACUGCCAGAAAACAGGGCAUUCUACUGAGGGUUUUGAGGGACUGAAUAUAAGGGCCCCAUUCACAGUAGAAUUUAUUUCCAAAUAUGGUCGAAUUCCCAAAAUGUAUUCAUGAAGUUUACUCCUGUAAAAUUCCUCCCCAAUUGAUAAAAUUUUGUCCCAAAAUGUGAUAAACAGGCUUUAAAAAGAAAAACCCUGGUACUGUAGGAUGAGGGAUUUUAUUUCAUCAAUGUUUUCCAGAAUUAAAUACAAUUGCGACAGACAGGUAUUUCGAAAAUGGGAAAAAUUACAUGGCCAUUGUGCCAAAUACAUCCUGUUUGCAGUACUACGUGUUCUAUCUGUAAAAUAACUGCAGUGAUAAAGUUUUUGUACUUUUAUUUUCAUGGUUGAUUAAAUUCCAUGACAUAGUGAAGAUCAAAUAUUCCCAUUAUAUACAUAUGUAUACAUUGUCUUAAAGGGAAAAUAUUCCUAAAAUGGUACAUUUGUGUUGUCCAACUCUUUAAAAAUUAUAGUUUAAAUAUAGAUUUACCAGGAAUUAAAACUGUGACUGAAAAUCAUAAUUUUUGAUCAAUUACUUCAGACACUGUUUUACAGGCAUCCCUGGUUAAAAUUUGUCGUCCUUAUUCCAGUCCUAAGUAUACAGCUUUCAGUAUGCUACUGCAUCCAUCUGUCCAUCUAUUAACUUGAUUUUCAAAAUACUUCUAACCCACAUUGCCAGACUGGAUUUUUAUCUAUUUUGAUUUGAAGUCUUUUAAAAUGGAAAAUCUUUCAAACUGUUCUUCUUUUCUGAUUCUGUUUAGAUCAGGGAUUUUGAUGAGAAUUGGUCUUGAUCAUCCCCAGAUAGACUGAAGAGUUAUCAGUUUUGUAUAAAUAAAGGGUCUGACCCCAACUGGGGAUGAAGUUUUUAAAUUUUACUUCAAAUUAAGCGAUUUUUAAAUCUAAUUUGAAUCAUAUUCGAGUGAUAUGGAAUAGCUUUUAUAUGAACUGUUACUCUCAGACCCCAUGUUAAAAGGUGGGGCCAAAUGAGAAAAUUGCCAAAGUUGUUCAUAUCUUACUUAAAUCUGUACUUCCAUCAAGGUUUACUUUACAUUUAGUCCUGAAAAUCACACUCCAAGUCGAUCAGACAGACUUUGAAUCCUGAAAGUUAUUUACCAAAUAUACUGUAUAUUUUGAUGUACAGAUCCAAUAUACAAAGUUAUCAUGCAUGACAUGAGUGUGAUUUAUAUGUAUUUUUUGAAAUAAAAAUAUAGUGAACUGUGGGUUGCCUCCCUUGAAUUUGGUGUCCUAGAUUCCAAAAUAUUUGUAAAACCUGUUAAACUUUCUCUUAUCAAAUGGUCUAGUAUUCUUGUUACAAAUGAAAACAACAUU
Molecule: messenger RNA, 4233 nt
Organism: Ylistrum balloti
Lineage: Eukaryota; Metazoa; Mollusca; Bivalvia; Pectinida; Pectinidae
Product: elongation factor G, mitochondrial-like
Exons: 19
Coding region: 35-2296 (753 amino acids)
Biological process (GO): mitochondrial translational elongation
Cellular component (GO): mitochondrion
Molecular function (GO): GTPase activity; GTP binding; translation elongation factor activity
Source: RefSeq, a predicted model, not a curated record